UCCUUCGCCCGUGACGUAAGAUCACGUGACUGGACGGGCCGCCUCGGCCGCCGCCGCCGCUUUGUAAGAGGCACAUUGGCAGGUAACGAGCGGCAGCGGUGGCGGCGGCGGCGGCGGCGGGUCCCGAGUGCAGCGAGAACAGCCUUGAUUUUCUAUAUUGUACAUACGUUAUUUUGUAUAUACUGUGUAUGAUGACUUCGGUGAGCAAUGACCGUUCCCGAGGUGCUCGGGAAAAAACACAGAUUUCAGCAACACAGGCAACACAACUACAGAAACAAGUAGUACAGGCAACAGCUGAACAGAUGCGCCUUGCUCAAGUGAUCUUUGAUAAAAAUGAUUCAGAAUUUGAAGCUAAAGUUAAACAGCUUAUGGAAGUGACAGGAAAAAAUCAGGAUGAGUGUAUAGUGGCCCUACACGACUGUAACGGAGAUGUGAACAAGGCUAUCAACACAUUGCUAGAAGGGAAUUCAGACACGACUUCAUGGGAGACUGUAGGGGGGAAGAAGAAGAAUUUUGGAAAAGAAAGUUCAGAAAACAAAGAGAAUAGAGAGAAGAGGAGCGAGAGAGAAGCGAGUCGUGGGCGUGGAAACAACAACCGAAAAGGAAGAGGUGGCAACCGUGGGAGAGAAUUUAGAGGCGAAGAGAAUGGAAUUGAUUGCAGUCAAGGAGACAAGCCUUCAGACCGUGGCAAGCGAGCCCGUAGUAGAGGAUUUGGACGUGGCAGAGGGAGAGGGGCAGGAAGAUUCUCAACCCAAGGCCUGGGGACAUAUAAUCCUGCAGAUUGUUCAGAUUCUCCAUCUGUAGAUGGGUGUGGGACAAAGCCAGUAGUUUGGGAAGCUGCUCAGAAUGGUGCAGAUGAGGGAAGUGGGGCCUGGAAGAAUUCUGUGGAAGAGUGGACAACAGAAGAUUGGACUGAAGAUCUUUCUGAAACAAAAGUAUUUACUGCCUCAUCUGUUCCACCAGAGAAUCAUGUCACACCUGGACAAAGCAUUGAUCUGGUAGCCUUGCUCCAGAAGCCCGUUCCUUCCAAUCAAGUCUCAGAAGUCAGCUCCUUUGAAACCUCCCAACAGCAGGGCUUCGGCCAGGCCCUUGUCUUCACAAAUUCUCAGCACAACAAUCAGAUGGCACCAGGGACUGGCAGUUCCACUGCUGUCAACUCCUAUUCUCCUCAGAGUCUGUCAUCCGUCCUGGGCUCAGGAUUUGGAGAGCUUACAUCUUCAAAACUGGCAAACGUCACCAGCUCCCAGAUUUUGGACCAAUUGAAACCUCCAAGUUUGGGCCAGUUUACCACCACCCAAAGUUCACAGCAGAACAGUACGAGCCCCCCCACAACCACUUCUUCUUGGGACCUCAAGCCCUCAGCUACCCAGUCCUCAGUUCUUAGCCAUUUUGACUUUAAAUCUCAGCCUGAACCAUCCCCAGUUCUUAGCCAGUUGAGCCAGCGACAGCAGCACCAGACUCAGACAGUCACUGGUCCUCCUCCUGGGUUGGAGUCCUUCCCUCCCCAGGUAAAACUCCGAGAGUCAGCACCCAGAGACAGCACCUCCACUGUGAACAAACUCUUGCAGCUUCCCAGCCUGACUGUUGAAAACAUUGCUGUGUCUGCCCACCAAUCUCAGCCUAAACACAUCAAACUCACUAAGCGGCGGAUACCUCCAGCUUCUAAGACCCCAGCAUCUGCGGUGGAAAUGCCUGGCUCAGCAGAUGUCACAGGAUUGAAUGUUCAGUUUGGCGCCUUGGAAUUCGGAUCAGAGUCUUCUCUCUCUGAAUUUGGAUCAGCUGCAAGCAGUGAAAACAGUAACCAGAUUCCCAUCAGCUUAUAUUCGAAGUCUUUAAGUGAUUCUUUGAAUACUUCUCUACCAAUGACCAGUGCAGUACAGAACUCUACCUAUACAACUUCAGUCAUUACCUCCUCCAGUCUGACCAGCUCAUCCCUGAGCUCCACUAGUCCAGUAACAACGUCUUCCUCCUAUGACCCGAGUUCUGUGCAUAACAGGGUUGCAUACCAAAGCUCUGUGAGUUCAUCGGAGUCAGCUCCAGGAACUAUCACAAAUGGACAUGGUGGUGGUCGAAGUCAGCAGACGAUAGACACUGCUUCAUCCGUUCCAGCUCCAAAGACAACAGACCCUCCUUCCGCCCUCCCAUCUGUGGGCUCCCUGCCCAGCACCACCUCCUGCAAUACGCUUCUACCCUCUGCACCUCAGCACACUGCCACUUUGCCCUCCUUGUCCCAGCCUGGUGACCUGUCCAGCAGCCCCCUCUCCCAGCUUAGCAGUUCACUCCCCAGCCAUCAGAGCAGCCUCUCCUCUGCACACGCAGCACUCUCCUCAAGCACGUCCCACACACACGCCAGUGUGGAGAGCACGCCUCCCCUCCAGUCCUCAGCCACCUUCUCAACAGCAGCGACCUCCACCUCGAGUGCCGCGUCCUCAGGGCUCAGCAGCGUGAACCCGGGGAAUAGCCUCUGCCUGGGCGGGGCCACCUCGAGCACCCCCAGCGGUUCCAGAGCCACGCCCUUGGUGACCUCAGGCAAAGCGCCCCCCAACCUGCCCCAGGGGUUGCCUCCCCUGCUGCACAACCAGUACCUCGUGGGCCCUGGAGGACUGCUUCCUGCCUACCCGAUCUAUGGCUAUGACGAGCUCCAGAUGCUGCAGUCGAGGCUGCCAGUGGAUUACUACGGAAUUCCCUUUGCUACGCCCACAGCCCUUGCCAGCCGAGAUGGGAGCCUCACUAAUAACCCAUAUUCAGGUGAUGUCACAAAGUUUGGCCGAGGUGACUCUGCAUCCCCUGCGCCCCCUACCACACUGGCUCAGGCACAGCAGAGCCAAUCCCAGGCCCACCACACCCCCCAACAGCCCUUUCUGAAUCCUGCACUGCCACAUGGCUACAGCUACACUGGCCUCCCCUACUAUACAGGCGUGCCCAGUGCCUUCCAGUAUGGGCCCACCAUGUUUGUCCCUCCAGCCUCAGCCAAGCAGCAUGGUAUGAACCUCAGCACCCCCACCACCCCUUUCCAGCAGGCCGGUGGUUAUGGCCAGCACAGCUACAGCACAGGUUAUGAUGACCUGACCCAGGGGACAGCAGCGGGAGACUACACCAAGGGUGGCUAUGGUGGAUCAUCACAGGCACAAAACAAGUCUGCAGGUUCUGGGCCUGGCAAAGGAGUGUCCGUGUCUUCAAGCACCACUGGCCUACCUGAUAUGACUGGUUCUGUCUACAAGACGACUCAGACUUUUGACAAGCAGGGAUUUCAUGCAGGGACCCCUCCACCAUUCAGCCUGCCCUCAGCCUUGGGUUCCACUGGGCCUCUGGCCCCUGGAGCAGCUCCUGGUUAUGCACCCCCACCAUUCUUGCACAUCCUGCCUGCCCACCAGCAGCCUCACUCACAGCUGUUACACCACCACCUUCCCCAGGAUGCCCAGAGUGGCUCGGGUCAGCGCAGCCAGCCCAGCUCCCUGCAGCCCAAGUCGCAAGCCUCCAAGCCUGCCUACGGCAGCUCUCCAUACUGGACAAACUGAACCCUGAAGAGUGGGUGGGCUGGGGGAGGGCUUGCCCUGGGCGGGAGAGAACACAUGGAGCCCAUUUCUGGGAGCCCAGCACCCUUUCCUAGAAUUCCUGAGACGUGUAACUGUGUCAGCCGAGCCUCUGUGGGGAGCCUCCCUCCCAGACUCGCUUGUAUGUAAUGUAUUUAUGUAUGUAUUUGUAAAUGUGACAGAAACCUUGGGGGAGUGGGAGGGUUGCAGGUGCUGCUCCCCACUGAAGCCCCUUUUCACUGUAGCAAAAUAAGCCCCCUCCCCCCUUCUGCCUUCAAGCCUUCCACAUAGCCCCUCUGCCAGGAGGCUGCUAGGGGCGGUGUCUGGAGGGGCUGGAUUAAGGUGGUUGGGUAAUGGGGUCAGGUACCAAUGAAGAAUCACGACUUAACUCGUGCCCUUGUAAACCAUUAUUUGAGUUUUUUCCCCCGUGUAAUUAUUUUAUCCCUCUUACGGAGAAACUGGUCCUUUUGUCAUCCGUCACGUUUCCCUCCUGCCAAAUCUUGAUCUGGGAACAGCAGGCACAUCCCCCUGCUCAACAUCGAAGUGGCACACAGAGCAGGGGCAUCUGCUUCUGGUCUAGUCUUGUCCCCAAAGACUUGCCUUCCUCUGGCUGACCAUUUUAUAAUAAUAAUCUGAUUUUGUGCUCAGAGAUGUUCAGCCAGUCAGCUCCCCUUUUAAAAAAAUCAAAGAUAUGCUCCAUGAGAGCACGUCUCCAUGCAAAGGCUCCUCUAAUUCCAGUUGUCCUGAACCAGGUGGACAACUGCUUCAGGGGUUUUCUCUUUUGCCCAAAGUCCACCUAAUAAAGUUCUGAGAG
Messenger RNA from Phyllostomus hastatus (greater spear-nosed bat), 4347 nucleotides. RefSeq names its product ubiquitin associated protein 2 (gene UBAP2). The transcript has 28 exons. Gene Ontology annotation, molecular function: protein binding. Lineage: Eukaryota; Metazoa; Chordata; Mammalia; Chiroptera; Phyllostomidae. Bases 189 to 3518 code for a protein of 1109 amino acids. The record is from RefSeq and is a predicted model, not a curated record. Gene Ontology annotation, cellular component: nucleus; cytoplasm.